Molecule: messenger RNA, 4607 nt
Organism: Strongylocentrotus purpuratus (purple sea urchin)
Lineage: Eukaryota; Metazoa; Echinodermata; Echinoidea; Camarodonta; Strongylocentrotidae
Product: toll-like receptor 3
Exons: 3
Coding region: 401-2965 (854 amino acids)
Biological process (GO): immune response; inflammatory response; toll-like receptor signaling pathway
Cellular component (GO): membrane
Molecular function (GO): transmembrane signaling receptor activity; protein binding
Source: RefSeq, a predicted model, not a curated record
CAGCAUCCAUUGCGAAAGCGUAUAGUGACUUUCACUAUAUUAGGGAUGUAUGUGCAAUGCAUACUGUGUUCCCACGAAGCGCACGCGCAUAUAGCAUAGCUAUGCUAGAACACUUCUGUAUUGAUUACGUUGUGUUAUUCUAUAUCACUUCUAUUCGCCUGUAUUCGCCUGUAUUCGCCUGUGUUGAAGUCCUAAUAAAUAUAACGGCCAAUAUUUCAAAGCAGACGGCAAAUGAAACAAAAUUUCUCCAACUGAUACUCGAUAUCCAGGUACAGAUCGCUGAAAGCGUGCUGUAAUUACAUGUUUAUGGAAGUGACAGACGACUUGACAGGGCUUGACAGUAGUCAGAAGGAAGUUGAAUGGUUUCCGAGGUAUAAGUCAAGCAGUAACCUUUGAAAACAUGAAGUUCGCGAUGAUAUACUUCGUUGUCUUCUUGAGCCUGGGUGUAGUUCUACUUCCACAAAACACCGACGGGUCACCUACCUCAGGGACCAAGCCUCUCCCGAAGGAAUGCAAUAUCGUCAAUGACACCUUUGUUGAUUGUCGUCAUAAGGAUUUGAGGACCAUACCAACUGGCUUUCCAGCGACCGUCGAGACACUUCUCCUGUCGUACAACUCCAUUCGUGUUAUCACUAACGAGUCCUUCCACGGUCUUGUCAAUUUAGUCACCCUGGAGCUCCACCACAACAGCAUCUCGAAGCUUCGGUCGGUCUUCUUCAAAGAUCAGGAGAAGCUGCGGUACCUCAGUCUCCAUCAUAAUCAGAUCGGGAAGCUUCCCAAUGAUGUCUUCGAGCAUGUACAAGGUUUAGAGGUUCUUGACUUAUCGUACAUGAACAAUGGCUUCACUUCAUUGCCCGUAGCUCUGACAGGACUGCUUAAUUUGCGCGUGUUAGACUUUUCAUCGAAUCGUCUGCAGUCUGCGGGUUUCACACCUGAUGCCACCUUUCCUGCCCUUCAAGAAUUGCAUCUCGGGAAGAACCAAAUCAAAUCAUUACAGAACGCAGAUUUCAAAGCAUUACUGGAUUGUAAGCUCAGCUUUCUAGAUAUGACGGAAAAUCAGGUUGUUGAUAUCGAAAGUGGCGUUUUUCAUCCUAUUGCGUCAGUUGCUGAACUGGACUUUUCCAAGGGGCUUGACCCCGUUGCUAUACCUGCUCUAUCGGAGGCUAUAUCCGACCAACUAGUUAAUACUCUGUAUCUCAAAGAAAUCGAUUUGGGAACACAGGACAUCGACAAGUUUAAAGACUUGCGCAAUUCAACGCUGGAAAAGCUUGAUAUUUCGUUUAAUAACAUCACUACCUUGAAUUCUGAGUUUUGGGGUCUAUCAAAUGUUACAUCUCUGAUUAUUCAGAGCAGUCUCGUUACCACCAUCGGCGCUACGGCAUUUUCUGGUCUGCAUCUGGUAGAAACUGUUGAUCUUAGCAGUAACCAAAUCGCAACUGUUAGGGAUGGAAUGUUUUCUGCUUUAUCCAACACCAACCUGAAAACACUCUACUUGAAUAACAGUAAGAUAAACAAUAUUUCUGCUUCAGAUGGCUUCCGUGGCCUAUCGAAACUCCUCUACUUAAAACUGUCCAAUAAUAAGAUUAAGCAGAACUUCGUUGGUGAGGAAUUCAAAGGCCUUGAUUCUCUAGAAGUUCUUGAUCUUGGGGUGAAUACUAAUAUAUCACUAUCACCUGAUGCGUUCCGAUUUUUACAAAGUCUUCAAACGUUAUAUCUCAAACUAGCAAACAUAAAAAAUAUAACUGUUGUGCCAUCUCCGUUUGAUAAAUUAUCCGGCCUUAAGAACCUUGACUUGAGCAACAACAACAUGGCUGCUCUUCACGUAGAUACAUUUUCGAGCUUGGGUAACCUCGGGACAAUGUACCUCCAACACAAUAAUCUCUACAACAUGUGGAACGAGACUAUCCAUGUCCCAUUCCUGAAAUCACUUCGACGGCUGAAAUACUUGAAUCUCUGUUACAAUGGAUUUCAGAACAUCCCGAACAAUUCAUUAAGUAAUCUUCCAGAACUCAAAGCCCUCCUCCUAUGUCACAAUAAAAUUUCGCACCUUCAGGACAACAUUAUUGAUGAUCUGCCUCUGACCACUUUGGAUCUGGGACACAAUCAGAUAAACCUGAUCAACCAGACGCUCCUGGAACCCGUGCUUGGAACGCUGAAGGCCCUGACAGUCUCCGGGAACCCAUUCUCCUGCGGAUGUGACCUUCAGUGGUUCAGGGAAUGGCUCGAUGUGACCAAGGUGCAUAUCAAUGACAACAGCCACAUGAUAUGCUCGUCCCCACCUGACAUGCGAGGAAAACUCAUCAUUGAUUUCCAUCCCGAGACACUCAACUGUGAUCAUCGACUACCUCUGUACACCUGGAUCCUCAUCGGAGUCGGAUCCUGUAUGGUUUUCGUCACCGUCGCUCUUGCCGUCAAGUUCAGGUUCCACAUCAACUACUGCUUCAACCUGGUCAAUGCGAGGAGAAGGAAGUACCAGCGUAUCAAAGGAGAGGAUUUGCCAUUCUUGUACGACGCGUUCGUAUCUUUCAGUCACAAAGAUGAAGAAUGGGUCGAUAAUGAACUGGUUCGCCACCUAGAAGGCGACAGUGGCCUCCGUCUGUGUCUCCACAAGCGUGACUUCAUCCUGGGCAGGAAGAUUUUAGACAGCAUCAUAGAAGCCGUUGACAGUAGCCGUUUCACCCUCUGUAUCCUCUCGGCCAACUACCUAGACAGCCACUGGUGCAAGAUGGAGCGAGAGUUUGCGAUGGCGAACCUGAUCGACCGCGACGUCCUCAUCAUCAUCGCCCUCGGUGAAAUCCCGGAGAAGAAAAUCACCAAGUAUUACAAGCUGCACAAGCUGAUGAUGAAGCGCACCUACCUGACGUGGCCCAUGGAACCAGGCGUCCAGAGAAAUGACUUCUGGGUGAAGCUAAAGACAGUGUUGAGGGCACCAGAAUUGCGCAUCAAUAACAACGACGUUAUAUAACAAUGUCAAAGUGAGGCCUUUUGCACACGAGGCGCCAUAUCGACGCAGGACUGUGCCAGCGACUCGCGCGGUCUUUGUCGCUCAAUAUAUACAUUGUACGGAAUUUUGAGAACAAACUAAGGCCUUCUGGAAAUCAAAGCUUUCCAUUUAACUAUCAGUCAUCAAAACUUUAAUUGAUAUAUUUCUAUGAAGACUUCACUAAUUCCGCCUGACUCUUCUGCAAAGGUGUUAGCUGUGCUUUUAACAAAUUAGACGAGGAAUAUCUUUCUUUCUUGCUCACUGUAUGAUCGUCACGUCACUCUACCUGCUCAUGAAUGGAAUUGUAUAUAUUUACGCGCUAUAUACCAUGUAGGCAUUUUAUCAUUGUGUGUUUCAUGCUUAUCACAAUCGUUUCAUUUAUAGAUUGCAAGCGUCCCACAAACUGCAAACGCGAAAAUAUCAAAGCUAUACUGUAAUUGAAGCACUACCGCAAAAUCCCCUUUAGCGCAAUCUCAGGUCAACUGCAGCAGUAUGGUCCUGUAACUUGUUGCUUCCCUAAAGCUACGCUGUUGAUUCUCGGAUCGAGUCCACUGUGUGCGAAGGGAAAGUAGAUAACGGAUUAUACACUGUUGGCAAGUUGACCAUAAGAAGGCACUGUGUAAUAAACAACGCUAGGUCAGAAAGUUCAUCAGUUCAGUAUCGCUUUAAUAUGAUAUUAACGGUAAUGAACAGUUAUGUAUUAUGAGUGUGCGCAUAGAGUGGGUUAGUUAUUGAUAAACUUAUAUUUUCUAUAUUAAAGCUAAGGCAAAUUUGGUUUGGCCGCGGGUACGUGCCUCCUGUGCCCGAACCCUCCUGGAUCUGGCCUUGCAAUAAUGGUCAUGUUUUCCUUGCAUUACCUAAUGAAGAGGAUAUAAUAAUUAUAAUACCUGUUUUUGCCAAUCGAUUGGGGCAUGUACCCCCUUUAGCUGCGCUACUGUUCGUAUUAUCAUUUUUGUUAGGGGGAUUUAUACGGAUUGCCAAUAUUAUGGUAUCUAAACAAUAUGUUUACAACAAAUAGUGGUUUUUCUUCUAGUUAACUGAAAUUAAAUACAGGGCAUGCAAUGUACCGAUGAAAAUAGAUAGAUAUUCAUCUGACUUAGAAAUCCUUGCAAAUUGAACUUCUUUAUAUCCAUUGAAAGAAAAAAAUUGAAUAUUGUAUAUAUUUUGUAACUAUAGUAAAUAGUAAUAAGAGCAUUUUUUUGUAUAUCAUUUGGCUAAGAUGCAAUUCGUACACAAAUAUAAAACACUGCUAGAAACACACCUUGUUAAUAACGCGAUAUUGCAGUGAAAACCUGAAUUGUGAUGUACGUAUGUAUCAUUAAAAGUGGUAGGCGUUUGGUCGCACUCGGCUACACAAUGUUCCGACAAUAACUGCUUCGCGGUCAAAGUUUAGGUCUACACUAUCUGAGUUCCUAACUUUAAACCUGGAUCAAACACUGUACCUAACUCCAAUCCUAAAUUCUAUACCCUUAAACCUAAUUACUAUAUACACUAAGUGUAUCUUUUUGACGGAGUAAAGCGGGGAGCAUUGUCGCCGGAGCAAUAUUAUUGUGGGUUCACCAUGGCCCUGUUUCGUAAAGCUUGUUAUCACUAACAAGCUACAGGCCUACUGAAAUCGUGGCAU